AUGGCGUGGCGGGAAGGGGAUAUGGCGUGGCGGAAGGGGAUAUGGCGUGGCGGGAAGGGGAUAUGGCGUGGCGGGAAGGGAUAUGGCGUGGCUGGAAGGGAUAUGGCGUGGCGGGAAGGGGAUGGCGUGGCGGGAGGGAAGGGGAUAUGGCGUGGCGGGAAGGGGAUAUGGCGUGGCGGGAGGGGAAGGGGAUAUGGCGUGGCGGGAAGGGGAUAUGGCGUGGCGGGAAGGGGAUAUGGCGUGGCGGGAAGGGAUAUGGCGUGGCGGGAAGGGGACAUGGCGUGGCGGGAAGGGGAUAUGGCGUGGCGGGAAGGGGAUAUGGCGUGGCGGGAAGGGGAUAUGGCGUGGCGGGAAGGGGAUAUGGCGUGGCGGGAAGGGGAUAUGGCGUGGCGGGAAGGGGAUAUGGCGUGGCGGGAAGGGGAUAUGGCGUGGCUGGAAGGGGAUAUGGCGUGGCGGGAAGGGGAUAUGGCGUGGCGGUGGUCGCGGCGGGCCCGCGAGAGGAGGCGUGGGGCCCGUCCGAUGAACCGAGCCAGUAUGGAGGCAUUUUCGCAGCCACGAAUGGGUAUAAAUUAG
Closterium sp. Yama58-4 is the source of this 573-nucleotide messenger RNA. NCBI's taxonomy places the organism in Eukaryota, Viridiplantae, Streptophyta, Zygnematophyceae, Desmidiales, Closteriaceae. The record is from the annotation of a GenBank genome assembly.